UUCUGUGUGCACUUGCAGCGCGUCCUCGUGAGUUUAGCUUGUCUCACUGACAGCUUUGAUCGCUGACUGUCUCCCUUGUCGGUACCCGUUUGGUUCGGGACACAAUGCAGUGUCUGUCAGUCUCCUCCGCUUGAUCAUGGGGACCUUAUACUGUCGCUGUUUUGCUGCCCUCUUAGGGCCUGUACUCGCUUACUACUGCCUGCUCUUGCCGGGGAGCGCCGGGAGUCCAGCUGACCCCUGUCCCAGAAAGAUAGAUUGCACACUACUGAAGAGAACGUUCUGUUCCCCUGGAUCUACAAAAUGUGGCUCCUGUAUCCAAGGCUAUGUGGAGACUACUGAUGGAACAUGCCAAAUAACAACCAAUCUUGACAAAGUUGCAUCAAAAAAGAUGGCUGAAGCAGAUCUAGAAAGAGAGAUUGAUUAUUUAGCAUCCAUAGCCAACAAGCAACCUCAUGAUUUGCAACUUGCACAGGGCGAUAACAAUACUCCUUCCCAGAGUCCUCCUCUCCUAAGUGCUCCUCCAUAUAGGUCAUCAGAAAGAUACAAGACUCCUAUAGAUAACUCUUCAGCUCCCAGCAAAGUUCCAAGAAAGAACACCAAGGAGCCCCUCAAUGAUGCCCUUCUACUAGGUGUUGUGGUCUCGUGUGCGGUUGCAGGACUCAUGGCUUUAAUUGUGGCCGGCGUGUGCUGGUGCAGAAUGCACAGAGAAAUAAAGCUUGCAGAGAAAACGGAUUACGCAUCGUUCAGGACAUCGCCACCACCUCCCUAUGAGAAAACAUCUCCCGGGGAUAAAAAACUGGCCCAAAGUGCCCAGAUGUAUCAUUAUCAGCAUCAAAAGCAACAGAUGAUAUCAAUGGAAAAGAAUAAAGAUGAACCUAAGCAUCCAGAUUCUGCCGUUACGUCAGAUGAAGAGAAUGAAGAUGGGGAUUUUACCGUGUACGAGUGUCCAGGUCUUGCUCCGACUGGAGAAAUGGAAGUAAAAAACCCUCUGUUUGACGAUUCCUCUCUACACCAUUCAGUGCACAAUGCUCCAUAGCAAUGUGUCCGUCACCGUCACUUCCAGACUUGUGCAAAAACUAAACCAUAAGAAACAGAAAAGAAAAAAAAACACAUUAAACAAGAAUAUACUUUACUACUGAUUCCUUGCAAAAUGACUAUUACAAACAACCUCCUCUGUCCGUGGUCACUCGUCGUUCACCCAAUCACCAUUUAAUGACUUGGAUUGUAGCGAAACCAGGCUAUGAUUUAUGUCUUUUUUUUUUUUUUUUUUUUUUUUUUUAAGCCUUGCACAAUUUCUCUGCCUUGCUUGAAAUGGCGAUAUGGCGAAUCUGCUCAUACUCUAUAUAAAAUUGUUCCUGCUACGGUGUAAGUUAUCUGCAUUGGAAUUCAAACAAUUAUUUCAAACGAGUAUUAAACCAAUUGACAGACUAUAAUUAAAGGAUUCUAAGAACCCAAACAUUUUCUUUUUCUGGUUUAGACAGAACGUAUAAUUUUAAGAGUUUCCAAUUUAGUUCUAUUAUCAAAAUUUGCUUUGUUCCCUUGAUAUUCUUUGUUGAAGAGAUACCUGGUAGAGAUGUGCAUUCGUUUUCGAACAAAUGCACAUUCAUACCGAAAAUCUGAUUUUUUUGUUGAAUAGAAAUUCGAUUUUUGUUUAAUUUUAUACCAUAUAGUGCAGGGCAACAAAUGUUCGGGAAACGUAUUUCCUCGAAUAAACUAAAUUAAAAUCCCCUCCCUCCCCCCGCACAUCUCUAGUACCUAGGUAGGCAUCUACAUGGCAGGAAAUAGUGCCGCCAAUCUAGUGCUCUUGCAAAAGGAUAAUAUUGUUGCAAAGCUGCUGCCAUAUAGUGGUCCAGAAAUGGGCCGGCACCUCAGUUUACGUCCUUGCUUUUCAACAAAAGAUAGCAAGAGAACAAAGCAAAUUUGAUCAAAGAAGUAAAUUAGAACGUGGUAUAAAAUUGCAUGAUCUCGCUGAAUCAUGAAAGAAAAAGUUCAUAUCCCUUUAACAAAUCUUUAAGAUUUUCUCUUUUUUUGCUUUCAGUUCAUUCCUAAUCUGAAACAAAUGCCAGUAACAGGAAAUUGAAAAUGAUAUGAAUUAAUAUUAGUUAAUAUACAAUAAUCACUUUAUUAUGUGUUUCAUAAUUUAUCAUAUAAAUGUGUUUACCUUAGGCAUUGUGAUUUAACUUUUUCCGUUAAUUUAAAUCUGUGUGUUAAAUGUA
Messenger RNA from Bombina bombina (fire-bellied toad), 2216 nucleotides. It is a transcript of the gene NPDC1, whose product is annotated as neural proliferation, differentiation and control 1. NCBI's taxonomy places the organism in Eukaryota, Metazoa, Chordata, Amphibia, Anura, Bombinatoridae. The transcript is spliced from 9 exons. Bases 137 to 1036 code for a protein of 299 amino acids. The record is from RefSeq and is a predicted model, not a curated record. Gene Ontology annotation, cellular component: membrane.